Cuscuta campestris is the source of this 1836-nucleotide messenger RNA. The record is from the annotation of a GenBank genome assembly. NCBI's taxonomy places the organism in Eukaryota, Viridiplantae, Streptophyta, Magnoliopsida, Solanales, Convolvulaceae.
CGAAAGGUUAAUUGUCCAUCUUCCAAGAAAGUAGAGAAAUAUAGGUACUCCUCCUUCAGUUCACUCCUCAAAGUGGAAAACAGAGAGGAGAAAGAGAAGCAAAAGAAGUGAGAGAAGAACAAAAGAAAAUGGAAGAGUCAAAAACAGAGCACAUUGUGAUGGUUCCAUUCAUGGCGCAUGGCCAUAUGAUUCCAUUCAUGGGCCUGGCCAAGAGAAUCCUACAAAGAACCGGUUUCAGAGUCACCCUCGUCACCACCCCUCUCAACGUCCGCUACCUCGCCUCCCGCGCCGCCGCCGCCGGCGACGGAGAACAGGGUAUCCGAUUGGUGGCGCUGCCCUUCGACUCCGCCGCCCAUGGCUUGCCUCCGGAGACGGAGAACACCGAGGCCUUGCCCUUGCACCACAUGAUCACCCUCAUCCGCUCCACCCGCUCCCUCAAGGACCCAUUCCGCAGUCUCGUGGCAGACGUCACUGAGGCCGACGGCAAGCCUCCGCUCUGCAUAAUCUCCGACUUGUUCGUCGGGUGGGGGAGCGAGGUCGCCCGGUCCUGCGGGACGGUCAACGUUUCUUUCGCCACCGCCGGAGCUUAUGGCUCCGCCGCUUACAACUCCUUCUGGCUGAACCUCCCCCACCUCUCCGCCACCGGAGAGGACGGCGAGUUCGCCAUCCCGGGGUUCCCGGAUUCCUGCCGCUUCAACCUCUCCCACCUCCACCCUCACAUGAGAGCCUCGGACGGCAGAGACUCGUGGUCUCAGGUCUUCCAGCCAUUCAUCUCCGACAGCCUGGACUCCUUCGGAUGGCUCUGCAACACCGUCAAGGAAAUCGAGCCGUUGGGUUCCGAAGCACUAGGAAGCUUCACGAAGCUUCCGGUUUGGUGCAUCGGCCCUUUCCUCCCUCCGGGAAUGCUAAAGGACGGGCCGUCCUCCGAAAUUCCCGGAAAACGGACGGCCGGGAAGGCUCACGGUAUGUCGCCGGAGAAAUGUAUAGAAUGGCUGGACAGGAAACCAGAACGCUCUGUUCUCUACAUCUCGUUCGGAUCUCAGAACAGUAUAUCUGCUUCACAGAUGAUGGAAUUGGCGUUAGGGUUGGAAGACAGCGGGAAGCCAUUCAUUUGGGCGAUACGGCCGCCGGUCGGAUUCGAUCCGAAAGGGGAAUUCAGGGCGGAAUGGCUGCCGGAGGGGUUCGAAGAGAGGGAACAGGGGCUGGUGAUCCACGGGUGGGCGCCGCAGCUGGAGAUCCUGUGGCACAGAUCGACGGGAGGGUUCUUGAGCCACUGCGGGUGGAAUUCGAGCCUGGAGAGCUUGAGCCAGGGGGUGCCGAUGAUCGGGUGGCCAAUGGCGGCGGAGCAGGCGUUCAAUUCGAAGAUGAUGGCGGAGGAAAUGGGGGUGUGCGUGGAGCUGACGAAGGGAGUCCGGAGCAGUCUGGCGAGGAGCGAUGUGAAGAGGGUGGUAGAUCUUGUGCUGGGGAGCAGGGAAAUGAGGGAUAAGGUGGGUCGGGUCAGGGAACUGAUCAGAGGAGCUGUGAAGGAAGAAGAAGACGAUGAUGAAGAUCAAUCUGACGGCUGCAAAGGCUCUUCCCUCCGAGCCCUAGAUGAUUUCAUAUCUACCCUUCUCUCCAAAAGGGUAUAAAGGUCCAAAUUUGUGGUUUUAAAAAAAACCCUGUCUAAAUUGAUUCUUUAGAGAUGUUUCAUCUUUAUUUAUACUCCCUCCGUCUCACUCUUUUUGUCCACUUUCAUUUUUGCACAUCAUCCAAUGCACUUCUUUAAUCCAUUUUAUCUUGUAAUUUGUGUAUUAAAAAAUUAUAAAAAUUAUAUAUUAAUAAUCUACAUGUUAAGAC